Panthera uncia (snow leopard) is the source of this 1416-nucleotide messenger RNA. It is a transcript of the gene FAM110D, whose product is annotated as family with sequence similarity 110 member D. The coding region runs from base 231 to 1055 and encodes 274 amino acids. The record is from RefSeq and is a predicted model, not a curated record. The transcript has 2 exons. NCBI's taxonomy places the organism in Eukaryota, Metazoa, Chordata, Mammalia, Carnivora, Felidae.
GGGUGGAGGCUCUCUCGCCUUUUCCUGUGGAGAGUGAGGUUUGGCUGCUACCAAAGUUACUUCCAGUCCUUGCUGUCCCUCCUGGCCUCCUGUGGUCCUUCCCAGGGACCCCUGCAUUCAGCCUCCAUACUCAGAGGUACCAGGGAGUCCCGACCAAUUGCUCUUGGCUCCUCAACUGGCUUCCUCCCUCCAGUGGCUUAUGGGGUACUAUCCUGCCCAGCUCUGCUAAGAUGAUCCUGGCCUCUCCCUCCACCCCGUCCAGGGGACGGACCCCCAGCGCCGUGGAGAGGUUGGAGGCCGACAAAGCCAAGUAUGUCAAGACACACCAAGUGAUAGCACGACGUCAGGAGCCAGCCCUGCGUGGGGGUCCCGGACCGCUCUCCCCGCACCCCUACAAUGAGUUGGGACCCCCUGGAUCUCCCAGGACGCCCAGGCCCGCCCGCCGGAGCAGCGGCAGGCGGCUGCCAAGGCCUGACUCCCUCAUCUUCUACCGCCAGAAGCGGGACUGCAAGGCUUCGGUGAACAAAGAGAACGCCAAGGGCCAGGGGCUGGUGCGGCGCCUCUUCCUGGGGGCCCCCCGCGACGCCACCUCGAGCAGUCCCGGCCCAACCGAGCGACCAGCGGCUCCUGGGGUUUGGGCCGCUCCCCAAGAUGCCCCGGAAGCGUCAGGAAAGCGGGCGCUGUGCCCCACAUGCUCACUGCCCUUGUCGGAGAAGGAGCGCUUCUUCAACUACUGCGGCCUGGAGCGCGCGCUGGUGGAGGUGCUGGGCGCUGAGCGCUUCUCUCCGCAGAGCUGGGGCGCCGACGCCAGCCCCCAGCCCGGGGCGCCGCCGCCGCCCGGCUCCGGGGACACCAGCGACUGGACGUCCAGCGACACGGAUCGCCCGGACGGUGCUGGCGGCGGCGGGGGCGGAGGCGGCGGCGGCUCGGAGGCCGCGGGCUCGGCGCGGGACGGGCGCCCCCCGGUGUCCGUGGUGGAGCGCAACGCGCGCGUCAUCCAGUGGCUGUACGGCUGCCAGCGCGCCCGCGACCCGCCGCGCGAGUCCGAGGUGUGAUUGCGGCCGCUCGGGAGCGGGCUUCCGGGAAGUCCGGGGUCCGGGCAGGGUUAGGGGGUGGGAGCGGGGCUGGACCCGGGCACCGGAAGGGACGCCCUGCCUCUGACGCGCCGGGUGCCGUGGGGCGAGACCUUCCCUCUGGAUCUGGGCUUCCCCUUGUGAACCUUGGGAGGCUGGGACAAAAUGAUUCCCAAAGGCCCUUCCCAGCGCAGACGGCGGAGGGGGAGGGGGCAGCUAUGUGGCCCCUGUGGAGGCCGGGUCUGGGGAGAGAGGUCUGGGGUGGGAGAUCAGAGAAUCUGCUGAAUAAAGCCACAAUGUUAUUUAAAGGAGUCGUGAUGUUGGAUUAGAGAGUCCAUAUUGA